CACCGCUUCGGCACAACAGUCGCCAUGGAUUGAUGGAGAAGAAGACACAGAGGAGAGGAGCUGUGAAUUGUUAAAUCCACAGUUUUAACCGUCGAAAUGAGGUCUGAGUCAGGGUCACAGAGACCCGCCCACUUGGGUACCAUCGACCCGGCUCCAGAAGUUGCUGAAUAUUUUAUUGUACUCAUUUUGUUGAAUAAUUUAUGGGGGGAGGGAAACGAAGCAUCUCAAGACGGGAAGUGGGUUCAUCGCGGCCCCUCACCAAUUUUUCUACCACUUGAGGAAAUCUUAUUCCAUUCUGAGUAUUCUACCAAUUCCCUUCAACAUCAUCCAUCAGCAACAGGGUAAGGCCGAAAAAGGGGAAAAAAAAUAAUAACCAUCAGCAAAAGGGUAUUGUUAUUUUCUCUCCUUAGCCCUUGCCUCUGCAACUUUGACUUCACCAUCCACAAAUCCAAUCGUCAAAAGAGUUGUUUUUUUUUGUCUGUGUUGGGUCCCCUUUGAUUGGGUAUUAGAAUCUCAACACUCUUCCUCCAGCCGCCUUUGUCUGGAUGUCUUAUAUUUCUAGAGAAGCACAGAUAAUUUCUGUGGAGGUGAGGAAGAGGUCGUAUAUGGGACAGGUUGUUUAAAGCUUUUCUGAGGUCCCUCUUGUUAAUAUUCCUGCUCUGGGGACAGAUUUUUUCGGGGUCGUCUUCUGGGGAACUACAGCACUAUUAUAUUUGGAUUUGGGUAUCUUCAAAGAAUCAGCGAAGAGUAUAUGGUGAGUGAUUCUAUGUUCCCCUUUCCCCUUCCCAUCAAAUAUGUUUAUCUCCUUUUCAGAAUUUGUUUUUGGGUUUUUAUUGUUCGUUUAUUAUAUUGGUUUAGCUUUGGAGAUAUGGGUUUUUGGGGAUACUGUUUUCAGGAGUAUUUCGUUUUUCCUGGGAAUAAGGAUAAAAUCUUGUA
This is a messenger RNA of Rubroshorea leprosula, 936 nucleotides long. Lineage: Eukaryota; Viridiplantae; Streptophyta; Magnoliopsida; Malvales; Dipterocarpaceae. The record is from the annotation of a GenBank genome assembly.